CGCAAAAAUCUUUAGACAGAAAACCCCUUCCGAGGGUUUUAGGCAACCGAUUCGUGAACAGAGCAAAAGAAAAGAGCCAGCCAAGUCUGCCGCUUUCUUCUAUUCCUCUCUGUUUGUUUCCCCAGAAAAAACACUUUCCGGGAAAAAAGAAAACGGAACCUGUAAACGUUCAAUGGCUCCGGUAGACGAGCGUUUUGUAAGCUCCAAAGCGGAGCUUAAACGAAAACAGAAGGAAAAGAAGAAGGCAAAAUCUGGUGGCUUCGAGUCCUUAAACCUAAGCCCUAAUGUCUACAGAGGAAUCAAGCGGAAGGGAUACAGAGUCCCUACGCCGAUUCAACGCAAGACCAUGCCUCUUAUUCUUGCUGGAAACGACGUCGUUGCCAUGGCCCGGACUGGUUCUGGGAAGACGGCGGCUUUUUUGGUCCCCAUGCUGGAGAAACUGAAGCAGCACGUGCCUCAGGGCGGUGUCCGAGCUCUCAUUUUGUCUCCGACCAGAGAUUUGGCCUUGCAGACUUUGAAGUUUGCCAAGGAAUUGGGAAAAUUUAUAGAUCUUCGGAUUAGUUUGCUUGUCGGCGGUGAUAGCAUGGAAAGUCAGUUUGAAGAGUUGGCACAAAACCCUGAUAUUAUUAUUGCUACUCCUGGUAGACUGAUGCACCAUCUAACUGAGGUUGAUGAUAUGACACUUCGUACAGUAGAAUAUGUGGUAUUUGAUGAAGCAGAUUCCCUCUUUGGCAUGGGUUUUGCUGAACAGUUGCAUAAAAUUCUUACCCAGCUUAGUGAAAACCGUCAGACCUUGCUCUUUAGUGCAACUUUACCAAGUGCCCUAGCAGAGUUUGCUAAGGCAGGACUGCGAGACCCUCAACUUGUGCGGCUUGAUUUAGAAACCAAGAUUAGCCCCGACUUAAAGCUUGUUUUUUUCACCUUGCGUCAGGAAGAAAAACAUGCUGCACUGUUGUAUUUGGCAAGGGACCACAUUAGUUCUGAUCAACAAACUUUGAUAUUUGUUUCCACUAAACAUCAUGUAGAGUUCCUUAAUAUUAUGUUUCGAGAGGAGGGUAUUGAGCCUUCUGUGUGUUAUGGUGAUAUGGAUCAAGAUGCUCGGAAAAUUAAUAUUUCAAAAUUCAGAUCAAGAAAAACUAUGUUGCUUAUUGUGACAGACGUUGCUGCUAGGGGUAUUGACAUACCUUUACUAGAUAAUGUUAUUAACUGGGACUUCCCUCCGAAGCCCAAAAUUUUUGUUCAUCGUGUUGGACGAGCAGCAAGGGCAGGUAGGACUGGUACUGCAUUUUCCUUUGUGACAUCUGAGGAUAUGCCGUACCUUUUAGAUCUUCAUCUAUUUCUGUCAAGACCAAUCAGGGCGGCACCUACUGAAGAGGAGGUUUUUCAAGAUAUGGAUGGGGCAAUGAAUAAAAUUGGUCAAGCAAUUGCAAAUGGAGAAUCUGUUUAUGGACGUUUCCCCCAAAACAUUAUUGAUCUUAUUUCAGAUAGGGUUAGGGACAUGAUUGAUUCAUCUGCAGAACUAAAUAAUUUGCAGAGGACAUGUGCAAAUGCUUUUCGUCUGUAUUCCAAGACUAAACCAUUGCCUGCAAGGGAGUCCAUCAAAAGGGCAAAGGAUUUGCCCCGUGAAGGUUUGCAUCCUAUCUUUAGAAAUGUACUGGAAGGAGGUGAAUUGGCGGCACUUGCAUUUUCUGAACGUCUGAAAGCUUUCAGACCCAAGCAGACCAUUCUGGAAGCUGAAAGUGAAGCCACUAAAUCAAAGCAUUCUCAGUGGGUCGGUGUGAUGAAGAAGAAGAGAGAUAUACAUGAGAAGAUCAUUAACUUGGUUCAUAAGCAGCGCUUUAGCAAUCAUGUGGAAAAGGAAAUCGAACCUGACAUUACUUCUUCAAAGAUAAAUGACACAAAAGAGGCUCGUGGUUCUAAAAGAAAGGCGAGGAACUUCAAGGAUGAGGAGUAUUACAUAAGUUCUGUGCCAACAAAUCAUCAUACAGAGGCUGGUCUCUCAGUAAGAAGUAAUGAAGGGUUUGGAUCAAAUAGGUUGGAAUCUGCUGUACUGGAUCUUGUUGCUGACGAUAGUGAAGGUUUGCAGAAACAAAAAUCCAGAUAUCAUUGGGAUAAGAGGGGUAAAAAGUACGUCAAAUUGAAUAAUGGUGAAUGUGUUACAGCUAGUGGAAAGGUGAAGACAGAGAGUGGUGCCAAAGUAAAAACUGAGAAAACAGGAAUAUACAAGAAGUGGAAAGAACGAUCUCACAAAAAGGUAUAUUUGAAGGGAACCACCAACGGAGAGAAUGGUGAGGCAACAACAAUUUCAUCAGGAGACUAUUGGUCACGAGGUAAUGGUAGAAACUUCAGAGGGAACAAGAAAUUGCAGCAUUCUGUGCCUAAUGCUCAUGUACGUUCAGAGAUCAAAGAUUUCGAACAAGUGCGAAAGGAAAGACAGAAGAAGGCAAAUAAUAAACUGUCAUAUAUGAAGGGCAAAGCCAACAAGAAAAAGGGUAAAAAUUUUGGUAAAAGUGGUAAAAGAGGAAAAUCCAAGUAGCCGAUCCCAUUGUUGCAGUGUCAUCGGGAGAGCAUAUACAUAUAGGGCAGUACUUGCUAACCAGAAGUGGAUUCAAGAAGUUUUUGACCUUUUUGACGAGUAUUACAUUAUACCAUUUAUGAUGCUCAAGUAAAAGUGGGUUCUGGAAAGAAAUUUUGAGUCGGCCACUGUAUUGUUUGGUUGAGGUGUGAGUAAUAUUAUAGGUUUUGUCAUCAUUUCAUUUCUUUCAGACUAUUGUCGGUGGGUUAAAACUUCCAUGCUACUUUCUUAAUGUUACAAAAUAUAUGUUGUUGAUUCUUUCUUUUUCGAUA
Molecule: messenger RNA, 2847 nt
Organism: Gossypium arboreum
Lineage: Eukaryota; Viridiplantae; Streptophyta; Magnoliopsida; Malvales; Malvaceae
Product: putative DEAD-box ATP-dependent RNA helicase 29
Exons: 11
Coding region: 173-2536 (787 amino acids)
Cellular component (GO): nucleus
Molecular function (GO): RNA helicase activity; ATP binding; RNA binding
Source: RefSeq, a predicted model, not a curated record